This is a messenger RNA of Protopterus annectens (West African lungfish), 6851 nucleotides long. RefSeq names its product katanin interacting protein (gene KATNIP). Lineage: Eukaryota; Metazoa; Chordata; Ceratodontiformes; Protopteridae. The record is from RefSeq and is a predicted model, not a curated record. The transcript is spliced from 29 exons. Bases 350 to 5404 code for a protein of 1684 amino acids.
AAAUACAAACAAGUAAGUCUAUAACAGAAGACAGAACAGCGAUUCCACCAUUAAACACGCUUUAAAACCACAGCUGUUGAACGUUUCUGCAGUGUAGAGUGGAUCAUUGUUCCGGAAGUACACACUCAUUGGAUCCCUCUUCCCUAGUAACCACCACAAGCUGUAACUACGUACCUGAGCAACGAUAGGCCGCGGAAUUCUGUUUUCAUGUAUGUACCCGUAGCAGUGUAAAGCGGAGGAAGUCUUCGCUGGAAUGUCAUCGGGUCGGUAAAAGCUGAGUGAAUGGCACGAGCAAUCGUAGGACAGCUAAGAGCUUACAUCUGUGCCUUGAUGCGGUGGUGGUCGCAAGAUGGAGCGACAUGGUCCUGGAAACUGUAGAAAACAUAAGUCAAAGCUGAAGACUAAAAAUGAGGGACGUUAUCAGAAGGAUGUCAUGUGUGACUUUGAUGAAAAACAUGAUGAAUAUUUAAUAUGGCUUCAACAGAGAAACAGGAUACUGAAAACAUUAAAAGAAAAAGAUGAAAAACAGAUUGAACUAGAGCGACUUGAACAAGGUUUUUCUGUUUAUGUAAAUGGUGCCAAUUCAGAACUAAAGAAGCAACCUAAACGGUCUGUCCCUCGGGAGGUGUGUGGAUAUAAUGUGCGUACUGCAAGGACAGCUGAUUCAGCCAAAAGACAUAUAUUUUCACUGUAUGAGUUAAGGGACUUAGAAGGCAGACACUCACGCCAAACUAAGACUGCACCAGACAAAGUUCAGCGUAGAGGUUGGGUCCAGAAUUCUGUGACUAUUAAAACAGAAGAUGGAACUCGAGUGCAAAUUGGGCCACCAAAUGAAUACCCAGAAGACUUUGAACUUUAUGAGAGUAUAAAUACUGAAAUCGAUGAUAACAGUCAUCUACAGAAGGACGAGGACAAAAUGCUGAGCUGUCAUAGUAAUUCCAAGAUUGAAGGUCUCAAGUUAAAAACAAAUCUAAGUAACCAAAAGGAUGAUGGAAAUGAAAGAAUAUUACUAAACAUUCAGGAAGUAAAGGUACUCCGAAGAAGUCUGGAACUCAGCAUAAAUAUGGACACCCAUAAGAAGAAUACACGGAGUGAGGAGUCCAACUCAGAAGAAGACGACUCUAUUGAAGAGCAGAUUGAAUUCAUGGAAGUAGUAGAUAGCUUGGAAAGUUGUAAUCUGCCUGCAGACCUACCAUCAAAACAGUUUUCUAUGAAGAGCCACCAAGCAAAAAGGCAGUGUGACCUUGAACCUGGAGAUGUAAUUGUACUUGACUUUGGUCCAAGUUCCAAGACUACUAAGAAAUCAGAGCGGUGUUUGUCAGCUAAAAGGAAAGAAGAUGCUGAAACCUACAUCCCCACAAAACCUUUGAUGGUAAAAAGUAAACAAUUAGAAAGAUGCAGUUCUUUAAACAAAGAGGAACAAGAUGAAGUAAUGCUUUCAAGACCGAGGAGUCGCCAGGAAAGACCUCUGUCUUCAGUUAUGAAGACUGUAUCACUGAGUCCAGAUCCUGAACAUUCAGCCACAGUGGUUAUCCAAGCUAUACAGAAGGAGAAUGAGGAACUUCGAAAGGAAACCUCCAAGGUACUUGACAAAAAAACAACUCAGCAUUUGUUAACAUCGGCUUCUGCUCCUGCACUUGGAGGAGUCCAUUCAUCAUCAGGAAAAGUCAAAGAGAAUGUGGUCACAAAGGCUAUUGAAAGAAUUAGCCUUUUGGAACCAAGCCAGAAAAAGAAGCUUCUGAAAGUUUUAGAGAAGCUAGACAAUGAAUCUGAAUUUGACGUAUCACCUGCAGUUUUCUCUGAAAGGUUUGUGUCUGAGCAAAAGGUUAGAAGCAAUGAAGAAGAGACUGAUGAAAUUAUAAAUGCCAUUUACAUAACAAUGGAGCUACUAUCAAACUGGGGAAAUAUCAGCAAUGUGGGCCUGACUGAGGUACAGUUUUUUGAUAUGAAGAAUGAGAGGAUUUUGGUAUCUCCUCAUGAUGUUGACAUCCGAAAUGCUGAUUAUUCUAAAGACCUCAGCUGCUUGGUAAAUGGAAAAACUAAAACCACAAAAGAACGCAACAUGUGGAACUGCUCUUUCCAUCCACCAGUGCAAUUGUACUUCAUCAUCCGAAACCCAGACAGAUCACCUGACUUUGGCAUUUCUAAGAUAAGGAUUUGGAAUUACAACAAGAGUCUUAGUGACCUUGAUGUGGGUGCUAAAGAUGUCAGAAUUUACCUUGAUGGCACACUUGUAUUUGAAGGAGAACUGGACAAAGGCUGUGGAAACCAGAUAUUUGAUUACAGCACUACAGUUGAUUUGCAGUCAAAUAGCAAGAUAGUGCCUGUUGGAUGCUACUCUAACAAUAGUUCUGAAGGAAGUGCUAGCAACUGCAAAAGCUUGACAGACAACAUGGAUCUUGGCUUUCAAAUUGUUUCACCCAGGGAAUCCCUACCUCCUCUACAGUCUCCCCGAGUAAAAAACUCUGUAGAUGGACUUAUGUACAAAGGUAGCUCAUCUAGUAGAAGUCAAAAGACCACCCUAGAAGAUGACUUGAAAAAAUUGUCUGCUCCAGUUUUAAUGGCUUUCCCAAGUAAAGACAUUAGUGUUUACGAAACCGAUGGGAAUGAUCAUGAUGAUGAUAAACUCACUAUGAAGGAACAACUAGAAAGACUAACUGGGAGGAAAAUAAUGGAACCCAUUGUUUCAAAACGGCCAUCCUGGUUGAAUUCUUCAGCUAACAAUGGAAGUAAAAGUCCAAACAGCUGUAAACUCAAACCUCCCUGGCUGAACAAAGAACUACCUGUCGAUCUUCACAUGCAAGGCUCCUCUGUCAUCUGUGGCACUGACAGUGAAUGUCCUGGACAGAGGGAAGAAAAUAUCAAAGGUCGCCGAAGUACAUCAGGCAGGCAUCGCAAGGCUUUAAGUAAUAACUCAGUUUUGCUUUCUGUAUCCAAUAAAGACCCAGUGGAGAGUUUGGAUUUUUUGGGCAGUCUGUCAGAAAGAGACUGCUACUCACCAUCACUGCAUGAAGAAGGUGGUUGGAAACCUGAACAUCGUAUCAGUGGCAGAAAUAUGCUAAAGAGCAUGAAAAGUGAGAACCAACUCAUUGCAAAUGAGGCUGAAAGCCUUCCUGAAAUAGGUGGUGAACCUCUUGAAAAAACUCAUAAGUCUCAGAGAGCCAAAUGGAGGAGUGAGCAAGAGGACUCACUGUUGGAAUCAUGGAAUUCUUUGCAGAAGUUUAAUCAGUCUCAACGUGGUCGGAUUUCUAAUAUGGAACCAGAGGGAGAUGUCUUUGACCAGUUCUUGCAGAAAACUAAAAUAAGCAGACAAGGUGGGAAUCAUCAAAGACUGAGGAGGGAGGUACAAGAGGAAGAUGAAGUAAGCACAGAAACAGAUAGAGACGAAGGAAGUGACUUUGAAAUUCCCAUCCUGCCCCAUGGCCAGCACUUGCUAAUUAACAUCACCUCAACAUGGGGGGAUCGACACUAUGUUGGACUGAAUGGAAUUGAAAUAUUUAGCUCCAGUGGAGAACCUGUACAGGUUGCACUCAUAGACGCAGAGCCACCUGAUAUAAAUAUUUUACCUGAGUAUGGCACAGAUCCCAGAGUAGUAGGUAACCUGAUAGAUGGAGUAAAUAGGACACAGGAUGAUAUGCAUCUUUGGCUAGCACCUUUUACUCUUGGCCAGAACCACUUAAUCCGCCUCACUUUUGUGAAGCCUUACCAGGUGGCUAUGAUUAGGAUAUGGAAUUACAAUAAAUCAAGAAUUCAUUCAUUUCGUGGUGUCAGAGACAUUGAAAUGUCAUUAGAUGGAAAAUGCAUUUUUAAAGGAGAGAUUGCCAAAGCUUCUGGAAUCCUGUCUGGAGCACUGGAGCAGUUUGGAGACACAAUCUUGUUUACCACAGAUGAUGACAUUUUAGAAGCAAUGUCCCGAAAUGAUACAACUUUUGAUAGUGAAUUUGCAGCUCUUCAGAUUUUGGAUUCUGGAGAUGAAUUGAAAAGGCCAAGAACUGCAGAUGGAGAGGGAGAUGAGAGACCUUUCACUCAAGCAGGCUUCCGAGCAGAAGGAAAACAAUUACUAGAGCAAGUGCCAUUGUCCAGUGUUUCACCAGAUCUAACAAGUCAGCCACCGGGAAUAUGUACUGGAAAAUCUCUUCAGCUCAAUUUCACCCUUACUUGGGGAGACGGUCAUUAUCUUGGACUUACAGGUCUGGAGGUUGUCUCCAAAGAUGGUCAAGCAUUACCUAUUAACAUACAAAUGAUUGAUGCUGUUCCAAGAGAUCUAAAUGAGCUGCCAGAAUAUAAUUCUGACUCCCGGACUCUAGAUAAUUACCAACUACAGAAGACCUCCAAAGCAAAUAUCAGCAGGUUGAUUGAUGGAGUUAAUCUCACAAUGGAUGAUGAGCACAUGUGGCUAGUGCCUUUCACUUAUGGACAGAAUCACUUGAUCACCAUCACCUUUGACAAGAAUGAGGCCAUUGCAGGACUGCGGUUUUGGAACUAUAACAAAUCUCCAGAAGAUACAUAUCGAGGGGUGAAAAUUGCCCAUGUCUUCCUUGAUGGUUGCUGCAUCUCUCCUCCUGAAGGCUUUCUGAUCCGUAAAGGUCCAGGCAACUGUCAUUUUGACUUUGCACAAGAAAUCCUCUUCCUUGACUAUUUGCUACUAUCUUCAAAACAGAAGAUAACCAAACAUAUGUGGACCCAUUCAAAAAGUGUGGAUAAAGCUAGUAUGGAUUAUGAAGCACCAAUCAUGCCAUGUGGCUUUAUUUUCCAGUUUCAGCUGCUGACUAGCUGGGGUGACCCUUAUUACAUUGGACUCAAUGGAUUUGAAUUAUAUGAUGAAAUGGGAGAAAGAAUUUCACUUACGGAAAACAAUAUUGCAGCAUUUCCAGACAGUGUAAAUGUUUUAGACAGUGUUUCAGGAGAUGUCCGAACUCCUGACAAGUUGAUAGAUGGUGUGAAUGACACAGUUGAUGGAAGACACAUGUGGCUAACUCCUAUUCUUCCUGGACUAGUGAAUAGAGUUUAUCUAAUUUUUGACCAACCUACUACUGUGUCGAUGAUGAAACUGUGGAAUUAUGCAAAAACCCCACAGAGAGGAGUCAGAGAGUUUGGGCUUCUUGUAGAUGACUUACUAGUUUACAAUGGAAUACUUGAUAUGGUGAAUCAUGUGUCUUGUGGCAUCCUACCUACCUGUGAUCCUGUGGUUCCUUACCAUACCAUUCUGUUCACCGAAGAUGAAAAAAUAGUUUACAGGGAGAAAAAUACAGUUAUCAGUAACCAUGCUGAAGAUCAGGAUGUUAAAAUGAUGAAUGAAAACCAGAUUGUCCACAAUGCCAAGAAAAAACAAACUGCUGAUCCAGCUUUACGACCUAAAACCUGCAUGACAGAUAGAGUUCAAGUGGGGAAGAAGAGAUACUGACUCAGAUCUUAUGGAUCCUGCUUACAGUCUUCUAAAGAUACAGAUGGCACACAAGUUUCAACUCCUGUGGUAGAGAGAUAUAUAAGGGGAGAGGGAAAGUUCCUUAUCUACAUAUCUUUGGUAUGUGAUAAAUAAAUAAAGACAAGCAGAAAGGCUCCACACAUUUCAUUAUGUCUUCAAUGGCUGCAAGUACCAGGAGCAUAGUUGCACGUGUGAAAUUCACACGUAAAAAGUUUGUGUGUGUCAUGUGAAAGUACACUAUAUGGUUUUCACCUACUGUGAUGAUGGAUUACUGCUGCUAGAAGUUAUAACCAAAUAAAUUAUCUGAGUCUUUUUAUAGGCUGAUUUAAGGAAGUUUAACAAAAUACUACAUUACCAGCAGAUUUGAGCCAGUGAGGAUCUAGAGACCAUUACUUUGCCUCCAUGCCAUACCUCUUUCACAGAAAUGUGUCUCCUUUGUUUACAACUGACUAAUGAGAACACAGAGAAGUGUGAAUGAGUUUGUCUGGUUAGUACAGCUGUGGAUUAUGAAACCUGCAAAGGAAAUGAAGCCAGAGACUCAACUCCCAUUUUGUUGAUGGGCAUUUCAUCAAGGUACUGCUAGCAGAAAACUAUGGAUAUUCAUUUUGAAAAAAAAAAUAAUUGCACAAGUAGACAGAAAGCAAUAAAAUAAAUGUGUGUGGCUUUUUGCCAUUUAUGAAAAGGAAAAUGACAGCUAUGAUGUGGACUGUCUUUAUAUUUAAACAGAACUGUGUGCAUUAAGCAGAUACACACAAAGAAGCAUAUUUUGCUGACUCAGUUUUAUUCAGUAUAUUAAGCGAAAUGCCUACAGAUAGGAUAUCAGCUGCAUUUCUAGAUAUUUUGUUUGCUACAACAUUUUUUUUCAGUAUCCCAUGUAUGCAGUUGGAACGCUAGAACUGAUGUCAUUGGUAAUGACAUCAAAAUAUGGCACUGUGACAGUAAAGAAGUAAGCACAUUUCAGUUUUCUUUGAGUCUGCCUUCCUGUGCAAGGGCAUUUGCAUCACAUCAAAUAUUGCAGCAAUUAUAGUUUUGCACGGAGCUUCCUUUUAAACUGCAGGCACAUAUUUUGUGGCACAGGCAAGUCUGAGCAACUCUCAAAGUUUUAACUUCUGCAUCAGAAGAAAACCCAACUCAUAAGCCAUUUUACAGGGACAGAACUGAAGGUUUGAUACAAAAUGAUAAACUGCAAAAAAAAAUACUGAAAUGACAUGAAAGGUUUUAACAUAGAUGCAGCUUGCUACAGACUGUUUGGUGAAGUUAGCUGAAAUGCUGUAAUGGUCAAAGAAAUGUUAUGCAAGCCUUGGAUCCUUUGAAAAGCAACUGUCUAUUGCCUGCAGAAUAUGGAUGCACAAUAUCUCGUCUUCCCAGCAAAAAUAAAGUACAUUCCUCGCAUGCUUCUUUAUAUUUAAGAAAAUAAAAAUAUUUU